ACUAGAUUCUACUGAUUCCGUCUCCGAGAUGUAUCACCAGCUCUCAUAUCUUGUGGCUCCUUUCACGUGCUCGCCUAGGUCUACUUCCGGCCCCAAGUCAUCCCCGGCUUGGCCGGCCUCCAGUUCUGGCCAGCUUGCUACAUGCCAACUGGGCGAUUUGGCCACCGUAUACUCGGUAAAUCUGGAUGCCCGAAUGGGUCGUGAGCAUCUUGGUGAACUUGUAUCCAGAUGCGGUUGGCCCCGUUUAGCGCUUGUAGUGCCCGAAGAGGCUGCAGAUGGUGCUGAUGGAUUAAGGCUGCCAAUUCACUCGGCUUCCAAUGGCGCAUCUGCUGCCUUGUUCUCAGCCUACUCAUUGUCCGCAGGUCAGAAGUUCAGUCUUGGUUUGCCUGGUCGACGCUUGCAUCCAGUAAAUGUGUCUCCUCUACUUGCAUCUUGUCUUGCCCCGGUUCGCAUUAUCACUGGACUUGAGAAUGGAGACAAGGUUUGUAGAUGGCUAGCAUCUUGUCUUGCAAACAAGUCUUUGGGGAUAUUAAUUGGUAUAAAUGAAGAUCAAAUUUUUUAUGAAGUAUCAUACUGCUAUUUUACACUAUGGCUAACUAGAAAAUAUGGAUUGCCAAUAGGAAUUUUUUACAGACAUUGA
This is a messenger RNA of Protopolystoma xenopodis, 640 nucleotides long. The record is from the annotation of a GenBank genome assembly. NCBI's taxonomy places the organism in Eukaryota, Metazoa, Platyhelminthes, Monogenea, Polystomatidea, Polystomatidae.